Anthostomella pinea is the source of this 2958-nucleotide messenger RNA. NCBI's taxonomy places the organism in Eukaryota, Fungi, Ascomycota, Sordariomycetes, Xylariales, Xylariaceae. The record is from the annotation of a GenBank genome assembly.
AUGCAAAAGCUCGCCAACAUGGGCAUGCGUCAUUGGGGCGAUCGAAUCCAGACUCCCAACUUCGGCAUGUCGUCGAGAUCGAACAUGAGCAUGACCGCCAUGAACCCUCACCAGAAGGUCGGAGCUCCGGGAGCUGCGCCUCUGAGUCCCUCGCCCGCCGCCGAUACCACCAUUCACUUCGCGUUCAACGUUCCCUUCGCCUCUGACCUGGCCGGCCCCAACACCGAGGAGGUCCUGCACGCGACUGGGAACUCGGUCAUGCGGUGGACACAUCCCGGAGAAGCCCCCGACGACAUCCCCAUCUACGAGCUGCCCGUCCACGCCCAGAACCUGGCCAUUCUGCAAAACAUGUGCAUGGAGAUCACCAGAGGCCCUCUGCCCGUUGAUGCCCACGUCAUCUCGACCACCCCGAAGCAUGUCAAGGGCCAGAUUACCACCGUCUGUCUCUCGGGCACCCCGGAGCUGGUCCACAAGAGUCGUGAAACUAUUUUGAGUGGCACUCCAUUGGCACUGCGAUGCGCUACCAUCGACGUCGAAUAUGGCUUGAUAGUCGAUGCCAGGGCUGGCGCGCUGAAUGAGAAGUUUAGGUCCGCUCUAGACACGACCGCGGCCUUCUGCGGAGUCGACAUCUUUGUACUGGGCCCGAAGCUUACCCCAACCGUCGAUGUCCUCAAUGGCGACGUCGAGGUCAUUCGGGACCAGAGAUGGAGAGUGGCCAUCUACGGUGACAUCGAGUACACCGAGCAGGCCAAGACCCAUGUCCUCAUCUUCAUUGAUCAAUUGCUUGGACGGAAAGUCGACUUGCUCAAGGUCGAGAGCACCCUCCACCCUAUCGUCUGUGGUCGCUCGCGGAAGAACAUCAAAUUGAUCGAGUCGCAAACGAAUACCGCGAUCUAUUUCCCACCCUUCGCCCAGCCAUACCGAUAUUGCCCGCCAGGUGCAAACCGCCGAGAUCCAAACGAGAUUGCCAUCACGGGCGAGAACCCCCAAGGCAUCGAAUUGGCCAAACGCAAAAUUCACGACUUGGUCAACCGCACCAAACUGUUCAUGAAGGAUGGUGUGGUCUCCCCCUCGAAGCUCGAUAGCGUCCUUCUGGGCCGGAUGGACAAGGUGCGAAAGAUCAUGGAGACCAACGGCACCUUCAUCAUGUUCCCACCGCUUGCUUCCCAACGCAACAUGAUACGUGUUCAAGGCGUCGAAGGACUUCAGAUUGAGCGCACCAUGAGGGAAAUCAUGUCUCUUGCUGGCCAGUUCUACUUCGCGGCUUGGUGGUUGCAGCAGUUCACUCCAGCGCAGCUUCCCAACAUCCACGAGAUACGCGCCAUGCUCUGCGAUAUCAGCUCCAAUUCCGAUGCCGACAUCUCGUUUGACAAGAUGAACUUCACGGUUACUGGUUCUGACGAUGCCGUCAAAUCGGCGUUGAUGUUGCUCUCGCACAUCAAAUUCGUGAAUGAAUCUCAGAGCACAAUUCGUGUCAAGAUCGAGCUCGCCAACGAGCACAAGGAAUUUGUCUCGGGCAAGAAGAACGGCAAGAUCAACAAGAUCAUGACGCAGAGCAACGUGCAAAUCCUCUUCGACAGCUUCAGAGAGUACAAUUUCGAUAUCGAUGUUAGCGCUCCGACCUAUGAGUCGAUGAAGCAGGGUAUGACGCUUGUUGAACAGGAGAUGCCUGCUUCCAUCUCUUUCCACGUUCCCGACCAGUACCACAAGCGCAUCAUUGGUAUUGGUGGUCAACACAUCCAACGGAUCAUGAAGAAGCACUCUGUCUUCGUCAAGUUUUCCAAUGCCAUGGAUCGAGGCGGUAUUGGUCGUGAAGAUGACGAUGUCAAGGUUGACAAUGUCAUCUGCCGAACGCCAGCCCGGAAUGCUCAGAACCUUGAGUUGGUCAAGUCUGAAAUUUUGGACAUGGUGGACCGGGCCCUUAACCUGCAGCACUCCGAGUUCACCUCACAGGUCGUUCACGUCGAUCGUCUGUACCAUCGACAGCUCAUUGCUCGCUUGCAAGAGAUAGACGAACUGGAAAAGAAGUGGAAUUGCAAGAUCGUCUUCCCCAGUACCGAGCAGGCAAGCGAUGAGGUGACGGUCACCGGUCCGGAAUGGCAAGUGCCUCAGUGUGCUGAUCAAUUUCUGGGCAUGGUCCCCGAAACGCACGAAUUGAUCUUGACUCGCACACCAAGCUUGGUGAAGUUCCUCGAGUCGCCCGAGUUUGUCAACGAACUGGUUUCGAGGCUGAAGACUCAUCACGAGGUGACGCUCGAGGUGCAUGAGAACUCGGAAGAGAAGACCGACAACGGCGAACGUACCGUGACUCUGCUUUGGAAGUUGACUCGCAACAACGCCGGUGGUCUUCGUGACGCGAUUGAAUUCCUCAUGCAAGAGUUUGCUGCUGCUAAUGUGGAGGCGACCAUUGUGAAAGGAGCCAUGCCUCGCCCCAAGUCGGACUCUUUCGAGGACUCUCUACAGUACUUUGACUCGAAACUGCUGCAGCAUGCGCCGGCUCAAGUUGGCACGGAUUCACCGACGAAGCCAGCUUUCGGCGAAGACAUAACUCAACAGCGAACGGCGACGCUUUUUGACAAGCUGCGCAAGCCAUCGCAACUUCUGUCGUCGCUUGACCGCAGAAAGAACAGUUCCCACUCGGUGAACACGCUCUUCAAGGGGUCGAGCAACGUAUCCAAGUCGUCGUUGAUUUCGAUCGAGUCGACACGCAGCUUCCAUGCUGACCGCAACCCCUGGAACGAUAGCGGCGUCAAUCUUCCAGAUGACGACAACAGCCCUUGGCCGACGCGACACUUUGGCAGCAACGGGUUCGACAACAAACUUUCGCCGCCCAACAUGGGGCACGGCGGCGACGUGACGCCUCGACACAGCACGCGGGCGUCUGGCGACAGCGGUCGUCCGUCGACGUCUCAUUCCACCAAUUCAGGAUACCCCGGUCACAUUGGACCUUUCCGUUAG